Molecule: messenger RNA, 1173 nt
Organism: Bipolaris sorokiniana ND90Pr
Lineage: Eukaryota; Fungi; Ascomycota; Dothideomycetes; Pleosporales; Pleosporaceae
Exons: 1
Source: RefSeq, a predicted model, not a curated record
GAAUAUGACGACUACGAUGCCGAAUUCUUCUACGUCGAAGAUGAGUACAUGGCAGCCGACGACCUCGCAGAGCACGCCGUAGCCUCGCCCCCACCGGCCACAUGCGGCGACGAAGACAUGGAAGAAGACUGGGACCGCUUCGAUUACUUCAACGAUCUCGAGUACGCCUCCGACGGCUAUGAUGACACUAAAUUCCAGCCACUCGACGUCAAGGGCGCAAAGGCGGGCUCCAAGAGGAAACGGCCAGUCCGCCGUCCACCCAGGAAGAGCAAGGCCGACACCAACACAAGUAUGGGCGCGGAACCCGCUGCGCCAACUCACUCGCCCAUUGUCUGGCGCUCUCAGGCAGACCGCGGCGUGAAACCCAAAGCACUCGAGGAAAACGCGGAGCCAUAUGCCCUGUUCAAGAACUGGCGCGAGAGGCUUGCCAACAUACCAGAAUGGGCAAAGGGGUCGCCGCCAACCUCACCAGGCGCACCGUCAAUUUCAUCAGAAAAAGGAAAGGGGAAAAUGGCUUUUAUUACAGAGCCCGCAUCACCGCCCUACGACGAGGACGAAGAAGAGGGCCACGACGAGGCUAUGAGUGAACAAGGACAAGGCAUCUCUCAGGAGGCUCUUCUAGCAGCCCUGCAGCGUCAACUCGCUGCUGCCGGUGGUCCACUGAGCGGCAUGGAUCCCCAACAGCUGCUCGAGUUCGCCAUGCGCAUGGCCGCCGACCAAGACGCAGGCGACGACAUUGCGGGCGAGAUGGCCGACGCAAUGCUCGAAGGCUCAGACGAAGAAGACGACGGCGACGCCGAGGAAAAGCUUCUCUCCUGGGUAGCCCAACAGCGCAAUGGCAACAAAGAAGUCGCAGAAGCCGACUCCGUACCCACCGACGUAGCCCCCUCCAGCAAACGACUCCCCACGCCCCCUCCCUCAACCGCCACUCGCAACGUCUCCGCAUCCCAAACAGACACCACCCCCUCCGUCCCCACUCCCACUAGCCAAUCCACGGAUUCAAAAAUCCCAAAGCCCUCCCGUAAACGCAAAGCCGACGACGAGGACUCCACAGAUGCUCCCAUAAAAACAGCAAAGAAACGUUCGACGAGAUCCUUUGAUGCGCCCACAGCGGCUAGCCAGGCUAAAGCUGCGACGGCGAAACCUGCUACGAGAUCGAGAACCGGUCGGCGG